Mauremys mutica (yellowpond turtle) is the source of this 5565-nucleotide messenger RNA. RefSeq names its product inter-alpha-trypsin inhibitor heavy chain family member 6 (gene ITIH6). Lineage: Eukaryota; Metazoa; Chordata; Testudines; Geoemydidae. Gene Ontology annotation, molecular function: serine-type endopeptidase inhibitor activity. Gene Ontology annotation, biological process: hyaluronan metabolic process. The transcript has 16 exons. The record is from RefSeq and is a predicted model, not a curated record. Bases 1714 to 5100 code for a protein of 1128 amino acids.
CUCCCCCCCCUCCAGAGCCGGGGAGAGAACCCAGGCGUCCGGGCUCCCAGCCCCCCCUGCUCCAGCCCCAGCUCCCCUCCCAGUGCCAGGGAAAGAACCCAGGAGUCCUGGGUCCCAGCGCCCCCCUCUCUAACCACCAGUCCCCACUCCGAGCCGGGGAGAGAACCCAGGAAUCCGGGCUCCCAGCCUCUCCUCGCAAAGCUGGACUGAUCAACCCUGUCGGGGCUGCAGGUUGCAGCUUUGGCAGAGGAAAGGCCGCCCGUUGCCUCUGCUGGUGCAAGCGGCCGCGGCCGGUGGCAGGCGAAAUAAGGAGCGCACUGUGUGAGCGACGGAAAGAAAAACAAGUCAGGAUCUGCCAGGCUGGAGCCGGUUCAGCCUAAACCCACGAUGGGCAGCGUCUCCAGCACCCGGGCGCAGGUGGCAUGGGCCUUUGCUGUGCCUUCCGUUGGAUCCCCUGGCAUGUGAGGAUCACCCCCCUUUGCCAUCUUAUUUCUGCUUCCACCACCUCGAGGGAUCGGCGCAGCCCUGGAGGGGAUCUCAACACUGCAAGGAGUCACGGAGAUCUUCGAAUCUGACCUGGUGACACAGGCCGGAGAACGGCCAGCGUUUAUCCUGGGAUAGCGCCUGUUGCUUCUGAUGGAUCUUCCACACCCAGUGCUGAUGAAAAGACAUCAAGAGACGGGCAAUCCACCCUGUCCCUAGCUCUGCCAGUGACCCAGAGAGCGGAAGGAAAAGAGCCAGGAACAGAAACCCACAUGUCCUGGCUUCCACUGCAGCCCCGCCAGCCCCUGGAUCCCGGCGCCGCCUCUGGCCUGGGUGGUUAGCACGGUUAGCUCUACGGACCGAGCUAGCCGGAGCUCCCGGCGGAGAGAAACGCUGCCUGGCUUCCCUCUCCAUUGGAGCCAAACCCAGAAUCUCCCUGCGGCCGGCCUGGCUCGCGUUCCCAACGCCGAGUGGUUUCGCCACGGUCGAUCCCCUUUGCAUCUUUUGGAAGCCAGCGUCACAAGAAGUAACCCCGGCAGUUCUGACGUCCUCUGGCUCGUGAAGGUGAAGAAUCUCCGACAGCUGGUCCCCUGUCCUGGGGCUGGACGGGAGCCGGCGCCCCCUAGAGGGGAAAGCCCCAUUCCCCACCUCCCUGAGGGCUUGAUGGGGGCUGGCACUCUGCCCCCAACCCUUUCCCCCAGUCGUCCUGCCUUUGUGGGGGGCGGUCCUCUGGCCUGUCUGCGCGGGAGGGCAGGCUGCCUGAUCCCUGCAGGCCUGGCUGGCCCCAUGGGAAGAACUGGUGUGAAAUCCAGCUCGAUAAAUUCCCCGUGGCCCCUCCGAGGAAACGCUUCGCACCUGCAGACCUUGAGCCGGACUCAAUCCUGACCGUAGAGUUCAGCCCAGCCAGGCCUGCAGGGCCAGCUCCUUCUCCACUGACCGCCCAGGCUCUGGCUCCCGUUGACCUACUCGCGGGCUCCCUCGCAUUUUUUUCCUUUUUAACCCAGGGCACGGACUCGCCUGAACAUUUUGUUUUCAUUUCAUCUUACGGAGGGGAGAGCGAAGGCCUGGCCUCCCUCCAGCCUCCGAGGGGCGGACAAUCACAGCUUGUGUCCGCAUGAAUGCUACAUUGAGAGGUGCGGGGGGGGGAGAAACCCAUGAAGCUUUAAAAAGUGCGUCCAAAAAAGAGAUCUCCGAGGUUGGUGCUUCUCGGCGGAGCUGCGGGGACUCAUCAUGCCAAUGCUGAGACAGCUGCUGCUCUUCUCCUUUGCUCUCCUACUGUGCCUGGAACCUCUACCCAGCACCGGGCACCCCCAGAUUCCAGAGCUCACCAUGACCAGCUUCUCCGUCCGCUCCACCAUUGUGUCCCGCUACGCCUCCACCCGUGUUCGGACCGAGCUGAGCAACCCCCACGCCGAGGCCAAGGAAGCCAUCUUCGACCUAGACCUGCCCAGCUCGGCCUUCAUCUCCAACUUCACCAUCACCAUCAACAAUAAACUCUAUGUGGCCGAGGUGAAAGAGAAGCGUCAAGCCAAGAAGAUGUACGACGAGGCCCGGAGACAGGGCCAGACAGCGGCUCAUGUUGGCACUAGGGAUCGGGAGACAGAGAAGUUCCGGGUCUCUGCCAGCGUAGCAGCCGGAAGCCAGGUGUCCUUCGAGCUGAGCUACGAGGAGCUGCUGCAGCGGCACCUGGGCAAGUACCAGCACGCUGUGAGCGUGCGUCCCCAGCAGGUGGUGGGGAACCUCACCGUGGAGGUGAGCAUCUCGGAGCGCACCGGCAUCGACUACGUCCAGGUGCUGCCCCUCCGCACCAGCCGCCUGCUCACCAACACCUUGCGAGGGGACGCCGAUGUGCCGCCGUCCACCCGGGUGGAGAAGGGGAGCCACUGCGCCUGGGUUGUCUUCACCCCGACCCCGCAGGAACAGGCGGCUUUCUCCAGCUCGGGCAUCCUGGGGGACUUCGUGGUACAGUACGACGUGGCCAUGCCAGAUGUGGCUGGGGACGUGCAGAUCUACAACGGCUACUUCGUUCACUACUUCGCCCCCCGCGGCCUGCCCCCCGUGCAGAAGAACGUGGUGUUUGUCAUCGACAUCAGCGGCUCCAUGCACGGCACCAAGAUGAAGCAGACCAAGAAGGCCAUGCACAUCAUCCUGAGCGACCUCCACCCGGACGACUGCUUCAACAUCGUCACUUUCUCCGACACCGUCCGCGUGUGGAAGGCCGGGCGCUCCAUCCCGGCCACGGCCCACAACGUCCGCAGUGCCAAGGACUACGUCCACAGGAUGGAAGCUGAUGGAUGGACCGACAUCAACAAGGCCCUGCUGGAGGCCGCCUCGGUGCUGACCCAGGGCAGGCCGGAGCCGUCCCCCCGGCGCAUCCCACUGCUCAUCUUCCUGACGGACGGGGAGCCCACGGCGGGCGUGACCUCAGGCACUCGCAUCCUGGCCAACGCCCGGCAGGCCCUGGGCGGCUCCGUCUCGCUGUUCGGCCUGGCCUUCGGGGACGACGCCGACUACGGGCUGCUGCGGCGCCUGGCGCUGGAGAACCGAGGCGUGGCCCGACGCAUCUACGAAGACGCCGACGCCACCCUGCAGCUCGCCGGCUUUUAUGACGAGAUCGCCAGCCCGCUGCUGUACGACGUGGCCCUGUCCUACCGCGAUGGCGCCGACCUCACCCGCACCCUCUUCCCCCACUACUUCCAGGGCGCCGAGCUGGUGGUGGCCGGGCGGCUGGCCCCAGGGGCCACCGAGCUGCAUGUCGAGGCUGCGGGCCGCGGGCUCGCCGGGCAGCUGAGGCUGGAGAACGAUAUCUCAGCCAACGCCACGGAGGCCGCCCCGUUCGGCUGCUCUCCGGACCUGGGGCAGAUCGGGCGAUUCGUCCAGCGCCUCUGGGCCUACUUCACCAUCCAGGAGCUGCUGCGGGCCCGGUUCCACUCCAACGACACCGCUGCGCGCCGGCUGCUCACCGAAAAGGCCACCAACCUCUCGCUGAAGUACAACUUCGUCACGCCCGUCACCUCACUGGUGGUGGUCAAGCCGGAGGAGGAGGAGAGUACCACGGCUCGGGCCACGCCAGGGGCUCCUGGCACACCCCUGGCCACCACGGCGGCCCACCGUGGCACCAAAGCUUCUGGAGUCACGCCCACUCCGGGGGCUACAUCCACCUCGCUCCCUGAUGUUGCCACCAAAGCUGCCACAGCCCUCCCCAGCCUAGCCAGAGCCACGCCCAUCCCAGGAGCAUCUGCCACGUCCCAGGGCGCCUCCAAACGAGCCCAAGCCACGCCGGCACCUGGCACUGCCACGGCAUCGCCAGCUCCUCCCACGGCCCACGGUGUCACCAAAGCAGCCAGAGCCACACCCGGAAGAGCACCCAAAGCUGGGAACCCCAGAGCCACGGCUCAUCCACCGCCGAGCCCAGGAUCAGCCACGGCACCCCCCUCCGGCCAGCAGGAGAUGCCCCCGCAGCCGGCCACCAAGCGCCAGCCACAUCCCAGAACAGAGAGGGCCCCCUUCUCGUGGGGCACAGCAGCUCCCACGGCCUGGACUGUCACAGACGCCUGGACUGGCAACAGCACAGCUGCCACCACCCCCAGGGCGGAGUCCAAGGGCCCCCGGGGCACGCCGGGCACCGUGGGAUCCAUCCCACCAGCCACUGACCUCAGCCAGUGGCUGCUGCUGCUGCCGGCAGAGUCAGAGCUGCUGUCAGCAAAGGACGUGGCUGAGAAAUUCGUGGAGUCCCUGCACCCGCCGGCCGUGUACAGCUUUGUGGCGGCCAAAGGAGAGAAGGGUGUCCUGGAUUAUGAAGACUACUCAGCCUUGUUAGAGGAACAGGACGGCGACACAGCUGGCAUGGCAGACUUGGCUGGUGCCAAGUUCUUCACUUUCUCCUCCUCAGUGGAUGGAGACCCUCACUUUGUGGCACGACUGCCCGGCUCCCCUGAGACCCUGUGCUUUACCCUGGAUGGGCACCCAGGAGAUGUGCUCCAGCUGGUGACUGACCCCCCCAGCGGGCUGUCAGUCCAUGCCCACCUGGUUGGCGCCCCCCCAUGGCCGGGCUCGGCGGAUCGGCCACGCACCUACUUAGACACCAUCACGGUGCGGGUGGGGCCUCCCCGGCUCCGCUAUGUGAUCACCGUGACGCUCCAGGGCGUGGCGCUGCAGGGGGAGGGGGCCCUGGAUCUGCCCUUCGACCGCCCGGCCUGGGUCAGCCGCCCCGGGCUGGGCGUGCGGGUGGGGCCGGGCAGCAACGUGACGCUGCGGCUGGGCGCCGGGCUGGAGUUCGUGGUGCAGCGCCAUCGGUACGGCCACCCCCGCCCCCUGCAGAGAGACCACCUGGGCUUCUACGUGCUGGACGGCAGCGGGCUCUCGGCCCAGGCCCGCGGGCUGCUGGGCCAGUUCCAGAACGCUGACAUCCGACUGCAGCCAGGCGCCGGGGAGCGGCCCGCCCGGCUGCAGAGAGGGGGGGCCACGGUGCCGGCCACGCGGGUCACCAAGCUGCUGAAGGACUCGCCCCUGCCGGCCCACCACGCCCCCUGCUGGCUGGUGAAGGGCGGCAACGUGGAGGCCCUGCUGGGCGGGGCCUACGGCGCCUUCGUGGUCCCCCAUCCGCUGGAGGCGUGAGGCCAGGGGGGGAGACUGACCCCCCGCCCGAGUAGGACACGGCUUGUGGGUUUAAGGUGGACUCGUCCCUCUCCCCCCUCCAAUCGUGGAUUUAACGUGGACUCGUCCCUUUCCCUGGUUCCUGCAGUUUGUGGAUUUCACGGGGAAUUCUCCCUCCCCACCAUGUGGAUUUAAGGUGGAAUCCUCCUGACCUGCCGUGGAUUGUGGAUUAAAGGUGGAGUCUCCCCUUGCCCACACGCUUGCUGAACCAAGGGGGAUCCCACCUUCCAGUUAAUGGACAUGGAUCUUUCAAUUAAGUUGGAUUUCCGUCUCCAGUGCAAUGUGGUGAUUGAAGGUGGAAUGGAUACGGGUUAUUGAUGUAAGGUGGAUCUUUCCCCCAUGUAAUUGUGCGUUAUUCAUCCGUUCACCAUGGUUCUCCCCUAUGAUAUGGGGUGUAGGUAAUUUAAUUUGUAAAGUCAAUUCUAA